Messenger RNA from Cuscuta campestris, 4478 nucleotides. The record is from the annotation of a GenBank genome assembly. NCBI's taxonomy places the organism in Eukaryota, Viridiplantae, Streptophyta, Magnoliopsida, Solanales, Convolvulaceae.
UUUUUUUUGAGUCUCAUACAAAUAGAGUAGCAAGUUGAUCGGAGAUUCGGAGACAAGGAACAGAAGCAUUGGCCAUGGCGUCAGCUAUGCUAAAGCGGACGACGAUGUUGAAUUCCAUGGCAAACCGAUUGAGGUCAUACGCUUCGGUGGCAGUGGGUACGGACCUGGUCUCCGCCGCACCCAAUAUCUCUCUCCAGAAAGCUCGCACCUGGGACGAAGGCGUCUCCUCCAAGUUCUCCACUACCCCCCUCAAAGACAUCUUCAGGGGCAAAAACGUUGUUAUCUUCGGACUCCCGGGUGCUUACACCGGAGUUUGUUCAGCCCAACAUGUGCCCAGCUACAAGAAUAACAUUGACAAGCUUAAGGCCAAGGGAGUUGACUCAGUGAUCUGUGUAUCUAUCAAUGAUCCAUAUGUAAUGAAUGGGUGGGCGGAGAAGCUUCAAGCAAAAGAUGCUGGUCUGGGGAGGGUGGCUUCUGUGGAGGAUAAGUUGAGGGAAGUCAGGAAGGAGAGGCCCGGUCCCAAGGGACCGAGAGAGAAACGAGUCAAGGAGAGGGGGAGGAGGUGGAGAGCCAAGAGCUCAUAUCAGUGCACCAGAGGAUGCGCAAAAGUGCGUCCUAGAGGCUGGGACCCAGAACUGAGGAAUCUGGAGAAAAUUCUGGGGCCCAGCAAUGAAGAUGCCAGAGACAUCCUCAAAUUGAGGAAAGAAAUGGAGGAACUAAAGAGGCAGAUUGACAAAGAUGGGUCUUUUGGACCCACAGUGGAGAUAAUUUCUCCCUUUACUGCCAGGGUGAUGAAAGCUCAGCUGCCCAGGGAACUGAGGAAUCUGGAGAAAAUUCUGGGGCCCAGCAAUGAAGAUGCCAGAGACAUCCUCAAAUUGAGGAAAGAAAUGGAGGAACUAAAGAGGCAGAUUGACAAAGAUGGGUCUUUUGGACCCACAGUGGAGAUAAUUUCUCCCUUUACUGCCAGGGUGAUGAAAGCUCAGCUGCCCAGGGGUGUGAAAGCCCCUGAAAUCUGUUACAAAGGAGUCAUUGAUCCCAAUGAUCAUUUGGCCGCAUACCAAACUCACAUGUUGAUGCGCGCCGUGGAGGACGAGAUCCAAUGUCGCCUCUUCGUAGGAACUUUGGAGGGGCCGGCCGUAAAAUGGUUCCUCACCCUUUCUAAUGGGACCAUUGAUUGUUUCAAAGAUCUUGCUCAACUCUUUCUCAAUGCCUACGAAGGAAGGUUCCAGCCAAAGAAGCACUUCACUCAUCUUUUCUCCCUAAAACAAAAGGAGGGUGAAACCAACACUGAGUUGGUACAAAGGUGGAAUGAAGCUAUCAAUGAGGUGGAGCCCAUGGACGAUAAGACUUCCAUCGCUCUAUUCAUGAGUGUUCUCAGAUCGGGGGAAUUGUUCAGAAGGUUAGAUUACGAUACCCCUAAUUCUUACAAGUCUAUGAUGGCUAGGGUCAACAAGUUUUGUGCCACGGAAGAGUCAGAUCGCCUAAAGGGAAAAAAUGAGGGAGCCUUGCACAAAGGUUCAGACAAAGAAAAGAAAGGCGAAAGAGCUAAGGCGACCACUCUCUCAAUCCCUACCCUUAAGCCGCUGGCUGUACCGGUGGCAGAAAUUAAGAGCAAGGAGGGGGGUGGACAGAAGAGGAAACGUGGAGACAAAAAAAGAAGGAAGGAGAGGCCCGGUCCCAAGGGACCGAGAGAGAAACGAGUCAAGGAGAGGGGGAGGAGGUGGAGAGCCAAGAGCUCAUAUCAGUGCACCAGAGGAUGCGCAAAAGUGCGUCCCAGAGGCUGGGACCCAGAACUGAGGAAUCUGGAGAAAAUUCUGGGGCCCAGCAAUGAAGAUGCCAGAGACAUCCUCAAAUUGAGGAAAGAAAUGGAGGAACUAAAGAGGCAGAUUGACAAAGAUGGGUCUUUUGGACCCACAGUGGAGAUAAUUUCUCCCUUUACUGCCAGGGUGAUGAAAGCUCAGCUGCCCAGGGAACUGAGGAAUCUGGAGAAAAUUCUGGGGCCCAGCAAUGAAGAUGCCAGAGACAUCCUCAAAUUGAGGAAAGAAAUGGAGGAACUAAAGAGGCAGAUUGACAAAGAUGGGUCUUUUGGACCCACAGUGGAGAUAAUUUCUCCCUUUACUGCCAGGGUGAUGAAAGCUCAGCUGCCCAGGGGAACUUUGGAGGGGCCGGCCGUAAAAUGGUUCCUCACCCUUCCUAAUGGGACCAUUGAUUGUUUCAAAGAUCUUGCUCAACUCUUUCUCAAUGCCUAUGGAGGAAGGUUCAAGCCAAAGAAGCACUUCACUCAUCUUUUCUCCCUAAAACAAAAGGAGGGAGAAACCAACACUGAGUUGGUACAAAGGUGGAAUGAAGCUAUCAAUGAGGUGGAGCCCAUGGACGAUAAGACUUCCAUCGCUCUAUUCAUGAGUGUUCUCAGAUCGGGGGAAUUGUUCAGAAGGUUAGAUUACGAUACCCCUACUUCUUACAAGUCUAUGAUGGCUAGGGUCAACAAGUUUUGUGCCAUGGAAGAGUCAGAUCGCCUAAAGGGAAAAAAUGAGGGAGCCUUGCACAAAGGUUCAGACAAAGAAAAGAAAGGCGAAAGAGCUAAGGCGACCACUUUCUCAAUCCCUACCCUUAAGCCCCUGGCCGUACCGGUGGCAGAAAUUAAGAGCAAGGAGGGGGGUGGACAAAAGAGGAAACAUGGAGACAAAAAAAGAAGGCAGUGGCCCUAUGACCCAGAAAAAUAUUGCAACUUCCAUAGAAGGCCUGGGCACGCCACCGAAGAAUGCCAAUUCCUCAAAAAGAUGGAAGGAGAAAUGAAGGAAAGGGAACCGAAUGCUAAUCGGGAACCAAACCAAGGAGGUAAUGUUUGGCGUAGGGACGCCCAACCUCAACAACAAGUCCAGGAGAACCCGGAGGAAUUUCCCCAAGUAGGAGUCAUCUUUGGCGGUCCAGAAACGGGAGUCACAAGCAAAGAGAAGAGGGAUGAUCUUGACCCAAUCUCCAACUUCGAAUGCUCGGAAACUGGCCCUCUUCCUUCCCUUUUACUCUCUCCCAACAUGAAGAAGACAAUCUCUAAAGUUUUCAAGAUCUUCAACGGUGGUAAGAAAUCCAAGGAGGACGAGAGUGUUUCCUCCAUUACUCCCGCGCAACUGGGGGAGAUGAGGGGGACGAUUCCUCCUGAUUACGAAGUCCAAGAAGCCAUGGGGACUACCUUGGAGCGCAACCCCAACACCUCCCGCCGGUUGAUCGUCCACUACGACUCGAAGCAUCCAACCAACUUUGAAACUCUUCCUCUUGGAAAGGCUAUUGUCCCGUCCUCCAUCCGUCCCAAUGCCGUCCUUGGUCCAUCAACUCAGGAGACCGGGUCUUCUUCUUCUUCCCAGGCCCGUCACAAGAGGGGCCGAAACUCCACUCCUCUCCUUGGCUCGCUGGCGUCCGCCGGUCCUUCUAUGGGGACCGCCGAUCAACCUGUGGGGACCGCCGAUCACUUCUUAGGGACCGCUGGUGAUGGGUCUCUUACCGGGCAAGGGAGUCAGCCCUUUCCCUAUGCCCGGGAGGCCUAUCAGUACGCAGGGUACACGGCCUGGGUUGGACGGGACUUCAAUAACAAACUUCAAGAGAUACAACAGUUUAAGAAGGACCACCGAGAUGUGAUUCAAAGCCCAGCCUGGCCGUUUAUGCAGGAGGAGUAUACUCGUAUGGCCGAUUAUGUCGCCACUUCCUCCGCUCAACGCCAUUCCCUUCGCCUCUUGGAUCGCAAUGCCGCUUUAUCACGGGAACUGAGGGAUUUCAAAUCCUGGCAUUCUAUUUGUGUUGAGCGUCCGGAAUAUGAUCGGGUUUUGUCCGAGAACGAUCAGCUCUACUCUGACCGUGAGCGGCUCGCGGCCAAGGUCGGACAGCGUGACCUAAAUCGCGUCCACGAUCUCAAGGAGAUGGAAUUUCUGAGGAGGGACUUGGAACGGCAGGUCAGAGAGCGUGACUUGCAACUUCGAGAGGAGGCCAAACUCCAUUGAAAGAGAUUGAGUUCUAUGGCGAUUUUGAAGGGAAUUUCCACAAGAGCUUGGACUUAACCAUCGACCUAUCUGGUGCUUUGCUUGGAACACGCUCCCACAGGUGGUCAGCAUACGUCGUUGAUGGACAUGUCAAGGUUCUCAACAUUGAAAAAGUUCCAUCUGAGUUCAAAGUUUCUGGUGGGGAUGUCAUCUUGUAGUCAGCUUUGUUGAGGCAGAAGUUGGUUGUUAUGAUCUCCUAAAAGGGUUACGAAUAAUCGCUGCAACAAAACAUUAGAGUACCAUUUAGGAUUAUUUCCAUGUCCUCAAAUUCCCAAAGCUUUGUUUGUAUUGCUGUUGACGGAUGAACUCCGGAGCAAGAUCUGCUCCGGAUUUUUAAAGCAUUUUAGGUUGAAAGCUUGCCUGUUAUUAUGGCUAGUGAAUAUUUCUUUCUGCUGCAGUUAAUCAGUUUACCUGAUGCUAGUUACUUCAAGGCAUGCUGGGAACCAG